Messenger RNA from Arabis nemorensis, 282 nucleotides. The record is from the annotation of a GenBank genome assembly. Lineage: Eukaryota; Viridiplantae; Streptophyta; Magnoliopsida; Brassicales; Brassicaceae.
AUGAUCACCGGCAAAGACAUGUACGACGUACUAGCGGCGAUGGUGCCGCUAUACGUAGCUAUGAUACUAGCUUACGGUUCGGUAAGGUGGUGGGGAAUAUUCACACCGGACCAAUGUUCCGGUAUAAACCGGUUUGUUGCGGUUUUCGCGGUUCCUCUUCUCUCUUUCCAUUUCAUCUCCUCCAAUGAUCCUUAUGCCAUGAAUUACCAUUUCCUCGCCGCCGAUUCUCUUCAGAAAGUCGUUAUCCUCGCCGCACUCUUUCUUUGGCAGGCGCGCAUUUAG